Triticum aestivum (bread wheat) is the source of this 776-nucleotide messenger RNA. Its product is annotated as FCS-Like Zinc finger 2. Lineage: Eukaryota; Viridiplantae; Streptophyta; Magnoliopsida; Poales; Poaceae. The coding region runs from base 88 to 378 and encodes 96 amino acids. The record is from RefSeq and is a predicted model, not a curated record. The transcript has a single exon.
CUCUCCUCGCACCACCAAGCCAAGCUCUGAUCACCAAGCUAAGCUCUGAUCAGCAUUUUGCUCCAAAAUCACCUACACACACAUACCAUGGUGGCUUCAGUGGCCUGCUCCUUCUUCUUCGACGACGAGCUGCUCGGCGAGCCUGGCAUGCCGGCGAUGGACGCGUGCGCGCUCUGCGCCAAGCCGCUGGCGCGCGACAGCGACGUCUUCAUGUACAGAGGAGACACGCCCUACUGCAGCGAGGAGUGCCGGCGCGAGCAGAUGCACCUCGACGUCGUCUGCGCCAAGCAGGACGCGCGGAGACAGCAGCGGUUCUCGGCGGAGACGGAGUCCCACCGUGGGCAGCGGCAGUCCAGCAAGGUGUCGAUCGCAAGCUAACCGGCCGGCCUGGCCGGAUAGCGUGGCCGAGGAAAGUUAUGCGUGGAUGGACAAGAUCUGAAUUCUGAAGAAAACAACAUCUGUAAUUCUGAAGAACCAUCGAUGCUUCCUGGUUGGGCGUCUGAUGCCUCCGUCUCUCCGGCCGGUUAUCUUGCCUGAACCGGAGGAUGUAUCAGAUGCACCUUGGCCUUGGCACCGCCAACCGGAGGCAGGGCAGGGCAGCAUCAGGUGGUCGGUGCCUGUAGCUUCUCACAUGUGUCCAUGGCAAGCUGAUUAAGCUGCCCGGAUGGGAGGAAAUUGUACUUGGUUCUCGGUCGGCCCGUGUUGCCCUGUGCCGAUGAUUUUUUUCGUUAGAAACGAAUUCAGAAAAAAAAAUGGAUCUGAAGAUAGCAAUCAAA